Molecule: messenger RNA, 1459 nt
Organism: Mytilus trossulus (common blue mussel)
Lineage: Eukaryota; Metazoa; Mollusca; Bivalvia; Mytilida; Mytilidae
Exons: 2
Coding region: 12-524 (170 amino acids)
Cellular component (GO): extracellular region
Molecular function (GO): chitin binding
Source: RefSeq, a predicted model, not a curated record
ACACAGUUAGUAUGACAUUACACUCUGAUCAGAUUGUCGGUCUUACUACCCCAAGAAUUUCACACCUUCAUACUUGCACUGGUGUCAUUGGCAACCUAACGGGAGACAUUAAGGUUGAAAUACAGUUGGCAGGUAACGCUAACUAUCAAUCAAUAAGUCCUAGUUAUUCAACAAUAACAGAUACAACAGUAAACUGUGAAAUAAUGAGAGUCCUCAAGUUUUGGCUUGGAUUCACUGCAGCUAUGUACAAUGCAACUAUCAGAUGUCAAGUAACAAAUGGCCUUUUUUCUGAUGGCUCGCCUAAAUACUCUAGCAGUGAAACUCUUCAACUUGUUUCAAGUGACUUUUGUGAACAGAAUUUCAAUGGAACCAUAACCAACAAAUAUCAUCAUCCAACAACUUGUCAUAGAUAUGUUACUUGUGAAGAUAGAGGACCCUCUGUUCAAGCAUGUCCAGGCAAUAUUUGCUUUAGUUUAGAAAGAGAUUAUUGUGAUUAUUGCUCUAAUGUAAAAACAUGUCCGUAACGAAACCAAAACCUUAUAAAACUUGUUGGAUUUUUCACAUCUAUAUUUAUAUGAAAAAAUUUCAAUUCACGCUGUUGAUUAUUGUUGAUCACCUUCGAAAUAUUGCAGAAGAACAAAACUAUCACAAUAAGUAUAAAUACUUUAAAAUGCGAUUUUGUUCUAGAAAGAGAGAUACCAUAUAUGUAUCCAUAAACAUAUUUGCAUGCAUUUUUGUGAAAUUGCAUGCCUUUUCCAACAGACUUUGUCAAUAGGGAGCCAACAAACCAAUAUGUUUGGUUAAUUUGAUUACAAAUAGAUAUACAACAGUUUGGACUCAAAAUAUAAGUAAAAAUGCAUUGCAUGUUUUUAAGAUUAUAUCCUUCUUUUGAACUAUAAAUAGCUAAAACACUUAGUAAUUCACGGUCACAUAUCACUGAUUUACAUUUACUCUUAGAUAGUACAACUUUGUUGUAUAUGCAUAAAUACUUCUAUUUAUACAAUUUCGGAUAAAAUACUGUAUGUGCAUACAAAGAAGUGGGCACUCUUCUUGCUUUAUUGAUACACAUGUUGUAUGUGGUACUUGGUAACUACAGCUUUCGACAAUAACUUUUGUCAACUCUUUUCUUCUUUGUACUAUUUAAUUACAAAACUAAAGGAUGUAAAAGUUCACACAGUUCAUUUGUACUGUUUAUACAUACUUUUAAAAAUAUUUUGCUUUCUACCAUCCAUUUCUAACUAAAAAUUAUUUUAUUAAAAGACAAUACAUGUAUAAGUGCUAGUUUCAAUCUGGACAAAUUACACUGAAAUGAGAGAUGUGUCUGCACAGGUAAGAUGAGGUCAGUGGUCUUGUAUCUGUAUACGGGGUGCAUGUGUGUACAAUGUAUAUAUAUAUUUGUAUUUGUUUGUUUUGUUUUACAUUUGUAUGAAUUCGUGCAUGUGUGUUGGUUAAUAUGAUG